AAAGUGGAAACCAAUAAAAUGUAUGUAUGUAAUUUUUACUGCAGGUAUACGGGUGUGAAAUUAUUCUUUUUACUAAAAACUUAUUGGGCAAACAGUUAAUGUUUUUGUCUCUGUAAGUAAAUUUAAAACUUUUUAUUUUAUUGAGCGGUUUAUUAUUUUAAUCUAGUGAACAUCAUUUUGAAGUGUGUUUAAACGACAAAUGCGAACUUCUUCAUUAAAUUGUGCUGAUUUUAAAUUGUUCAAGUCCAGCUCACCACAGCGAUUUUUAAUUACUGUAUUCAAUUAUAAGACUCUAUUUGAAAAUUAGUUAAUGAAAAAUAUUGAAUGUAUGAAAAAAAUAUUUCAAGAUAGUAAUCCAUUUAGUCAAGAUUACCUUGUCUACACCACACAAUUUAGAAAAAAAGGAAUGAGUAUAAGAACAUUGAAUGAAAAUCAAAAUUUUAAACAUUCUUCAAACUGAAAAUAUUUAUAAUUUUUCUAAGGUAGAUCGUGAAAUUAUCACAAAUUUUUGAUUGUGUAUACGAAAAUGUCGUUAAUUUUCUCAUUGAUUGCAACCAUCCAACAUUUAAUAAUUACUGUUGCACUUGGAUUAAUUUUUGCGUUGUUAUUAUAUAUAUAUUUUACUUGGACUUUCGACAAAUGGAAAAAUCUCAACGUACCUUACGUUCGUCCUAUUCCAUUAUUUGGCAACUACUUGAACAACGUACUAUGCAUCAAUCAUCCAGCAGACACGUAUAAACUAAUUUAUCGUAAAUUAGCUGGUCACAAAUAUGGAGGUUUUUUUCAAAUGAGAACACCGUACUUGAUGAUACGUGAUCCAGAAAUGAUUACCAACAUACUUAAUAAAGACUUUUCGUAUUUCCCUAAUCGUGGUAUUUACACGGACUAUUCAGCUGAUCCCAUGAGCGAAAACUUGUUUUUUUUGUAUUAUCCGAGAUGGAAAAUAAUUAGAAACAAAAUAAGUCCAGCAUUUUCGCCUGGAAAAUUAAAACAAAUGUUAGAUCAAAUAAAAGAAUGCAGUGAUACGAUGAUGGAGAAUAUUUACAAAAAGUUGGACGAUAUUUCAAACGAAAUUGAAGUCCGGAGUAUUCUGGCUAGAUUUUCAUUAGACGUUAUUGCAACUUGUGCUUUUGGACUGAUAUUAAAUAAAAAUUAUGAAGAUCAAUCUGAAUUCCAUAUGUAUGGAAAAACCUUAUUUCAACCAUCUCCUAGGAUUCUGAUAAGAGAAUUGUGUUUGAUGAUUUCACCAAAACUUUUAAAAAUCUUGAGAUUUCCGAAUUUUCCGCCGAAGGCUUCUGCAUUUUUUCACAGAAUUUUUCACGAGACCAUUUCACAUAGAGAGAAAAAUAAUUUAAUCAGACAUGAUAUCGUGCAAAAUCUAAUACAAGCGAGAAAAGAAUUGGUUUUGAACCCAAAUUUAUCACAAGAUGAAAAGUUUACUGAAACACAAAUUGUAGCAAAUGCAUUUGUUAUGUUUGCUGCUGGAUUUGAGACUGUAUCUACAGCUCUUUCUUUUUGCUUGCAUGAACUAUCAUUAAAAAAACACAUUCAAGAUAAGGUUCGUAUGGAAAUCAAAACAAAACAAUCUAAACACAAUGGAGUGCUGGACAGUGAAUUUUUGAAAGAACUCCAUUAUUUAGAUAUGGUGAUAGCUGAAACACUUCGAAAAUAUCCUGCAACAUUUGCUUUGUUUAGAGAGGCUGUUAAAACAUAUCACGUUCCAAACGAUUCACUAGUGAUUAAAAAGGGACAGAAAUUAAUAAUUCCCAUCAUGUCUCUUCAUAAUGAUCCAAAGUACUUUAAUGAUCCCGAAGUAUUUGACCCGGAUCGUUUUUUACCUGAAGAAAAGGCUAAACGACCAAAUGGGGUCUACCUUCCAUUUGGGGAUGGACUUCGAGUAUGCAUCGGAAAACGUUUCGCUCAAAUGGAAAUGAAAUUAUCGUUGGUAAAAAUUUUAUCUAAAUUUGAAGUGGAGCCAUGUGAAAAGACAGAAAUUCCCAUUCAAUUUAGUAAUUUAUCUAUAAUAGUUCUUCCGAAUAGCGAAGAAGUUUGGUUAAAAUUUAAUAAGCUCUCAGACUGAGUACAUAAUCUAUUUACUAUGUCACACAGUAGGAAAAUUGAUUACCUAAGUUAGCAAAAAAUAAAAAGCUUUGUUAAUCUUGGUUAUUAAAAGUUUUGUAAGCUUUA
Messenger RNA from Sipha flava (yellow sugarcane aphid), 2187 nucleotides. RefSeq names its product probable cytochrome P450 6a13. The record is from RefSeq and is a predicted model, not a curated record. Lineage: Eukaryota; Metazoa; Arthropoda; Insecta; Hemiptera; Aphididae. The coding region runs from base 527 to 2080 and encodes 517 amino acids. The transcript is spliced from 5 exons. Gene Ontology annotation, molecular function: iron ion binding; heme binding; oxidoreductase activity, acting on paired donors, with incorporation or reduction of molecular oxygen.